Molecule: messenger RNA, 910 nt
Organism: Malus domestica (apple)
Lineage: Eukaryota; Viridiplantae; Streptophyta; Magnoliopsida; Rosales; Rosaceae
Source: RefSeq, a predicted model, not a curated record
UUAAGAACAUUGGGACAUUGGAAUCCCCAAACUUGUCAUCAGCUGAUGAACCCUAGAAAAUGAGGAGAAAACUCAGGAGAUAAAACAGGACCAACCAGACACCAUCAAUGGCGAUUCCGGCGUCCAUUCUGUCGCCGCCGUCCGCAACCCCCAAAUUUUCGAUUAAUCUCUUUAAGCAGAACCAAUUUCGAUUUCGAACCAGCUUCCCGCCAAGUCGUGUAAAAGCAGUUUCAUCCACGGCACAAUUUGGAGAACCCAACAAAGAAAAUAAGCGGAAGCUGCAAAUCAAAAGCACUUUCGUGAAGGAGAAGCUGUGGGAAGCCGUACCUGCCCCGGUGAAGGAGCUCCCAUGGAGAAAAGCAGCAGAUACAGCACUGGAGCAGCUGCUUCUGCUUGGGAAAAAAGCACUCAUAUGGUCAUUUGUUACUUUUGGCACCCUCAGCUUCUUAUCAGACAUCAUAUUUUCCAUCUCCAGAAACUAUGAAUUGGUGAUACCAUUUGGUCUCUUUGUUGGGUGCUUCUUAACUGAUGUUUUGAAGGAGACGUUGCAGCAAGUGCUUCCCAGGUCGGAGGCGAAUGCCAAUGAGAUUGAAAAGCACUUACUUGGUAUAAGCUGCUUUUUUGCUGCUGUUAAGUUCGUCUCUGCUGGUCUCCCAAUGCAGGCACGGGUGUUUCUUCUGCACGUUGCAAAUGGCGGGUUCCUGCAAGUUUUAUGGCUGUGGAGAGGUUUGUUCAAGGAAAGAGAAGAUGAUGGUGUCGAUGAUUCCAAUUCUUCAUUGGUCAUGGAUGUGAAAUCUUAAUACGACUCAAUGUCUGUUUAGCGUUUUUCAGUUACGUUUUUGGUUAAACGUUUGUAACCAGUUUUAUUUGUGCAUACUUUACCAGUUUUGAUCCGCGUUGUUUGCAGAAA